CUGAACACACCCUAAGUGACAUUGACGUUUGACAUUGCCAUAUCCGGCCUUUUAGAAUUUCUCAGCUCCUUUUGCAAUCAUGGCGGUGACCAACAUUUCCAAAAAGCGAAAAUUCGUUGGAGACGGAGUUUUCAAGGCGGAACUUAACGAGUUCCUGACCAGGGAGCUAGCUGAAGAUGGUUACUCCGGUGUGGAGGUGCGCGUCACUCCAACGCGUUCAGAGAUCAUUAUUAUGGCCACAAGGACCCAGAGUGUUUUGGGAGAGAAGGGCCGUAGGAUUCGUGAACUGACCUCAGUGGUGCAAAAAAGGUUCAACAUUCCUGAACAGUCGGUGGAAUUAUAUGCCGAGAAGGUCGCUACUCGCGGUCUCUGUGCUAUUGCACAAGCUGAAUCAUUGAGAUACAAGCUUAUUGGAGGUCUCGCCGUCCGUCGCGCGUGUUACGGUGUCCUCCGUUUCAUCAUGGAAUCUGGUGCUCGCGGCUGUGAAGUGGUUGUGUCCGGAAAGCUCCGCGGUCAGCGUGCCAAGUCGAUGAAGUUCGUUGACGGCCUCAUGAUCCACUCUGGUGACCCCUGCAAUGACUACGUGAACACAGCCACCAGGCAUGUACUGCUUCGGCAAGGAGUGCUUGGUAUUAAGGUAAAGAUCAUGCUGCCGUGGGACCAACAAGGCAAGAAUGGGCCGAAGAAGCCGCAGCCCGACCACAUCCUGGUCACGGAGCCCAAGGACGAGCCCGUGCCGCUCGAGCCCACCAGCGACGUCCGCUCCCUGGCGCCCGCACCGCUGCCGCAGCCCGUGCCCGCUGUCGCUUAACUAUAAGCUAAUUAAUAAAUAAUUACUUCAA
Molecule: messenger RNA, 842 nt
Organism: Achroia grisella
Lineage: Eukaryota; Metazoa; Arthropoda; Insecta; Lepidoptera; Pyralidae
Gene: RpS3
Product: small ribosomal subunit protein uS3
Exons: 4
Coding region: 80-811 (243 amino acids)
Biological process (GO): translation; positive regulation of apoptotic signaling pathway
Cellular component (GO): nucleus; cytosolic small ribosomal subunit
Molecular function (GO): structural constituent of ribosome; RNA binding
Source: RefSeq, a predicted model, not a curated record